AUUAUAAUUAAGAGUUUAUUUGAGUACAAAUCAAAAGAUAAUGACUUGUUUAAGUAUUGAACCUACUAGAAGAAUGAUCUUUAAAUGCUUAAAGAAGAAGAAAGAUAGGAGGAAAGCAACAAAACAGCCAAGAACUAUUGUUAGAAAAAUAGGGAAAAGAAAGGAGAAACUAAGCAACAACUUAAUUACAAGUGUAUGACAUCACAAAGAAAAUACAAUACCGAAAAAGAAAAAGUGAAAGCAUGCUAUUAACAACACAUUACAAAGCAGGAGAAAAGCAAUAAAACCCCAAGAAGAAAGACUCAACCAGCAUCUCUCUUUAGAACAGCUCAACCAUAAAAAGCUAGGAGGAUCGGAUUAGGAGUAAUUAAGAACCACAAGCCAGACUUGAAUUGAUUGAAGAUUUGUCGUUCUUUGUCCUUUCCAAUAAGAACACAAGCUCUCGUUUUGUGUUUUUUGAGUGUAUAAUCACAGGAGCUAAGCACAAGGUCAAGCAACUUUUCAAACAAAACUCUUCUCUCUCUUUCUCUUCUUCCUAAAGUACUACUUAAAACUACUGAUCCAAGUUGGUUAACAAGCAUGGCUCCAGGAUUGAACUCUUUGGGGCUGACGACCCUUAUCGUAGCGUCAGCAAGAAACGCCUCGACGUACCGGAAAAAUUGCGAGCAGCUCGCUGAGCACGUGAAGCUGAUAGGUAACCUGUUAGAGAAGCUGAAAUCGACGGACCUGGUAACUUUGCCAGCCGUAAAAGAACCAUUGGAUGGCCUGGACGAGGCCCUGAAGAAAGCUUUGGACUUGGUGGAGAGUUGCAGGGACAAAAGCUGCCUUUACAUGCUUGCCCUGGGAUGGAGCAUCGUCUAUCAGUUUCGCCGAGUCCAAGCUGAGAUUGGUCGAUACCUUCAGCUCGUGCCUUUGAUUUCACUUGUUCACGAAUUUCAAAUGCAAGCAAUCGAACAGGAUCGGAGGGAAUACAAUCUGGACAAAGAGGAUGUGGAAGCCCAGAGUGUUAUACUGAAACCUGACAGAACAAAGAAAGAUGCAAACAUAUUGGAGAAAUCCCUGUCUCGCAGGUACCCUGACCUGAGAUUCCAUGAAGCUUUGCAAGAAGAAAAAGAGAAGCUGCACGUUGAGCUGCAGCGAUCACGAACCAUUGAUGAUUCUAAGCAGUGCCAUGUGAUUGAACAUCUCAUCGAUGUCACUGAAAAUGUUGUUAAUGUGCUCCCUGGAAAGGAGGUUCAUAAGCUCCUUGUCAAUGAGCCAGCCUAUAUAAUAGCGGGGUACAUGGCCAAUGAAAAACCUAGAGGGGGAGAACUUGGGUUGAAGACUGAAGAACGAUGUCAAUCCGAAUGGCAGGUUGAUCUUUUCGAUUGUUGCAGUGAACCUUGUUUGAGCUUGAAGAGCUGCUUCUAUCCUUGUGGAGUUUUCUCAAGCAUAGCAAAUGUUGUCUCCAAGGGAAAAACCUCUCGAGAACAAGCCAUCAGUGAUCUAAUGGCAUACUCCCUCAUCUGUGGCUGCUGUUGUUACUCUUGCUGCAUACGGAAGAAACUGAGAGAACUUUUCAAAAUAGAGGUAUUCACUGGUUGUACCGGAAAUUUUGCUUUAAAAGCUUUGAGUUUGAUUCUGAUACUAAUUUCCAUCUUUCCAGGGAGGUUCAUGCGAAGACUAUCUAACCCAUCUCAUCUGCUGCUGCUGCGCAAUGGUUCAGGAGUGGCGUGAGCUGGAAGCCAGAGGCUUUGAAGGUAAAACUACAUGAAUAUUUCUUCUCAUUCAUAACCGUGAAACCUCGUUAAAAAUGACUGAUAAUGCUACUAAAACAAGUUCCUGCUAAGCAUUUCUUUCAGUGUUAAGAACUAAAAAUUUCCUAAGCAUUCAUGGCUGACUCAUGAUCAGUGCUGAAUUUAACCUGUACAUUCAACUUAUUGCAGGAUGUGACGGGAGAGAGAUGAUUCCUCCGCCAUACCAGUACAUGAAGCCUUAAUAUCCCUCGAUAUAUUGACAUAAAUUGACUGCAAAAUGUUUACAUGAUAUAGAUAUCUAUUGACAAAUGUAUCACAAGUUUUACGCUUGAAUAAUCUCUCAUAUAACUAUCAAAUACGCAUGAAAUAUAUAUAAUACACGUCAUUAGCAACAUGCUACAUAGCUAUGUAAUUCCCAUUAUUUUAACAGUUUGAUCAGCCUGUUUGAUGUAGUUUCCUUUGUUGCAAACAGUAGAUUCCCAUUUGCUAGUCUCUAAUAUUUGUUUUUUCCAAAAAAAAUAGUAAAACGAAGAAGAAGAAGAAAAAGA
Molecule: messenger RNA, 2284 nt
Organism: Theobroma umbraticum
Lineage: Eukaryota; Viridiplantae; Streptophyta; Magnoliopsida; Malvales; Malvaceae
Product: cell number regulator 13-like
Biological process (GO): cell surface receptor signaling pathway
Source: RefSeq, a predicted model, not a curated record